CAUUUUUUCCAUCAUGAAGAAUUCGUCGACAUUUCUCAUUUCAUCGACAUUAGCAAUUCUUCUUCUUUUUAUGAUUGAUUUCAUUUCGGAAUCCCCAUAACCAUUAGCAGCGGCGUCAAAUCAUCCCAGAAAAUUCACCAAGAAAAUCCAAAAUUUCUGUUGUUUUUUUUUUAAUAAAAAAUCCAUUUGGAAUGGAUGUUGUGGGUGGAGUGGUUCCGGAGUACAAUCUGGACAAACUCUGUCGCCUCUGCCUCAAGGAAGACGAAGAUGUGCGCUCGAUAUUUUCCGAUGAAAAUGGUCAAACAUUCACGGAAAUUAUUAUGGCCUGUGCGGAGAUUCAGAUCCAGGAGAACGAUGGGAUGCCCAAUCAGAUGUGUGGGAUGUGCAAAGUGCAGGUGCAGAGCGCGUAUGCCUUCAGGAAACGAACGGAGGAGAAUGAUGCUUCCCUCCGGAUGUACAUGGUGCACAAAUUCCCUGAAAGAUUCAAAGCAAGUGAAAUCCAUCAAAACGCCCUGGAAACUAACUCAAUCUUGGACUUGAAACCCGAUCAGGAGUUUCAGAAUGUGGAAUUUACCCUCUCUAUUGAGCCGGAUGUGUCUUUUGGUGUGGAUAUGGAUGAUGGUGUUGCAGGAGAGGAAGUUAUUGAGUAUCUGGAGACGGAUGAAGACCUCAAGCCACAAUUUGACAAGGAGAGUGAGGAAAAGAGUCAAGAGGAGGGUAGUACAGUGAUGGUGUGUCAUGUUUGCAAUGAGGAAUAUGCGGAUGUGGGUGAAUUGAAGGGACAUAUUGAGAGUACCCACACUCGUCACAAGGUAAAGCAGUGUCGGGCGUGCAGGACUCAGUUUAGAAUGAAAACCCAGGCAAAGAGACUGACCACAGAGCAGGAAGAGCAAGUAGAGGAGGAAUCAAAAGCUGAUAAGGAAGCUUGCUCGCAGUGCGAAAAGAAAUUUCCAAAUGUUGAAGCUCUCAAAGCUCAUCUGCAGACACACAAGAAGCAAAAACGAGGCCGUCCAUCGCUAAAAGACAUCGAGGUGCGCAAUCAGCUGUCCAACUUGAAGGAUGAGGAAGAGAAGCAGAAUAAAGUGUACCAGAUGAUACAGGAGUACUCUCCAGAGGGUGUGGUGGCCCUGUGUCGAAUUUGCGAUGUUACAUUCAGUAAAAUCUGCCAGCUGCGGAAUCAUUUGAACAAACACAAAUGCUUGGACUCCUUCGCGGAUGUAAAUCUCACAACCAAGUGCUACUUAUUCGAUAAUACAAAGAUCAUGCCCGACAUGGAGACCAAUGAGAGUCUCAUAAACUACGUAAUGAAUGAGAUUUGUAUGGGGAAUUCAACGCGUUUCUAUCAAAUAACCAACAACAAUGGCCAUGAAUUUGAGCUGUCCGACUCGGAUUCCAGCGAAUCGGGUACUGAGGACUUCCUCUCCGGCGAUCGGAGGCACCAUCAGUGCUCAGCGUGUCAGCAGGUCUUCGAUCGACUGUACAAAAUCCUCGCGCAUAUGCGUCUCGAUCACAUUGAGUCGGAUUUCACGGCAAAGUGCCCCCAAUGCACUCGUGUGUUUCCCAAUGAUGCCCUCCUGGCAAAGCACACGCGAUUGCAGUGCCAGAACAAGGAGAAAAUGUACUUUUGCCGUAUUUGCAAAAUCAAAUUCAUGUGGGAAAAUAGCCAUGAGAAGCAUCAUCAAAAUUUUCAUGCAAAUCGCACACUUGUGGCCAAGGGGAGACGCGAUAAGAUUGCAAAGGGAAAGCCAAGAGAGAAGUCCUUCCCGUGCUCCAUCUGCAGUAAGGCCUUCUACAGGCAGGAGCAUCUGGAUCGUCACGUGAAGAUACACAUGCCGUCUGAGAAGAAAUUCGAAUGUACAGUGUGUCAGAAGAAGUUCAAUCGAAAGGACAAUCUUAGGUCACAUAUGAGAGUUCACAAGGACAUUAAAGAGGACACAGAUAAGCAUUUAUGUGUCUACUGUGGACGUAGUUUCUCCAAUUCAUCGAAUCUCAUUGUUCACAUGAGGAGACAUACGGGUGAGAAGCCAUACCGAUGUGAUCUCUGCGAUAAGGGAUUCCCACGAUCGUCUGAUCUUCAGUGUCAUCGUCGAACACACACGGGAGAGAAGCCCUGCCUCUGUACGAUCUGUGGGAAAGGUUUCUCCCGAUCGAAUAAGCUUGUUCGUCACAUGCGCAUCCAUACAGGUGUUCGUCCAUAUAAAUGCACGUACUGCGAUCGUGCAUUCACGCAGUCAAAUGAUUUAACGCUCCACAUAAGAAGGCACACGGGGGACAAGCCAUACGUCUGUGGUAUUUGUGGUGAUCGCUUUAUACAGGGUACAGCCUUAGCAGCUCAUCGACGCAUGCAGGGACACUACGAAGAGGUGAACCAACCAACACCCUUCUCCAGCAUCAGCGUAAACAAUCCCAAUCGCUUUACAAAUGCCAAUCGGGUCAAUCGCAUUGGAAUUCCUCCUGCCACACAACCGGAGCAGCAGCAGCAGCAACAGCCACAGCCUACAACGCUCAUCAUUUCGCCGUCAACGCAAGUCACAACGCUGGCAAACAUAAAGACGGAGAAAGUUCAAAAUGAAGCCAUUGUCAUUCCGGUGAAUGCCUUGACGCAAAGUACGCAAAAUCGUGCAUCAAGUCCCCUCAAUCCAACCAUUGCUAGAAUACACGUUAAUUCCGCAGGGUAUGGCGCAAAUGGGCAGAUAUUCUCCAGCUUUGAAGUCACCUCACUCCUGUCGAUGCCUCACUACCAAAUGCAGCAGCAAACAACUGAUACGCAGCAGCAGCAGCAACAGCAGCCAAAUCAACAAGGAUACAACUGAUCCAAGCGAUAGAUCAUCGGAUAGAUCCAGUAAAAGAAUCAACAUGCAGGUAUAUUUUAUCGAAAUUUGGGUAUUUCUGUGAGUGUUUCAUCAUUUAUACUUUUCCUUUUUCUUUAAAUCCGUAAAAUUUCCCAUUUUUUAUGUAAUUUUAUUAGAAGAUUCCAAAUCUUCUUUUUAGUUUUUUAGAGGUGAUAAUUUAGCAAUACAUAAUUUGUAUGUAAAAUAUUCUAUUAAAAUACAUUCAUUUCAUUUUUUAAAAUUCCAACAGAGGUAAUUUAAAUGGAAUGUGAUUAAAAUUUUGUAGUCUUAAAAAUUCCAUGAAUAAAGCGUAUAGGAGUUUACUCGUUUCUGUAUGAGAAAACCUUAAUUUGAGGAAAGAAAUACAAAAGAAUAAGAGAUUUCGCAAAACAAAGAUUUUCCAUUUUUUACUGGAAAGAUCUGCAAAAUUUGCCCAAAGUACGAAACAUUUACGCUCAUGUUUCAUGCAUUGAAACACGCGAAAAACAAUGGUGACGUCAUUGUUUACAUUUUUGGGUAAAUUUAUAUCAACCAGUCUCUUUUAAAGUGUUAAAAGGAAGUCUCUUUGGUGCUUUCUGAUUCUUUUCUGGUAACAACCUUUAAUCGUUGAGUUUCCUCGAAAAGAUCAUGACGCCACUCGAAUUUUAUUUGUGCUCCUGAUGAGACACUCAAGAAUUCCCAUAUGUGGCAGAUGGGAGAGCUGGUAGGCAGCCUGUAGUUUCUAGAGAGCAUUGACUAUUUCUUAAGGAUGAUGAUUAUAAUGUAGAUUUAAGUCCCUCAAAAGACCAUUUUGAAAGUUUAAAAAAAUGGCAUCCUCGUUGUAUAAAAUUUGUGUAAUUAUAUUCAAAAAAUAAUAAAGAGCAUCACAAAUCUAUUUUAGAAAAAAAAUAAAA
This is a messenger RNA of Lutzomyia longipalpis, 3724 nucleotides long. Its product is annotated as zinc finger protein 271-like. The transcript has 5 exons. NCBI's taxonomy places the organism in Eukaryota, Metazoa, Arthropoda, Insecta, Diptera, Psychodidae. Gene Ontology annotation, cellular component: nucleus. The record is from RefSeq and is a predicted model, not a curated record. Bases 192 to 2813 code for a protein of 873 amino acids. Gene Ontology annotation, molecular function: zinc ion binding.